Molecule: messenger RNA, 4322 nt
Organism: Pelobates fuscus (common spadefoot toad)
Lineage: Eukaryota; Metazoa; Chordata; Amphibia; Anura; Pelobatidae
Gene: ZNF831
Product: zinc finger protein 831
Exons: 6
Coding region: 228-4322 (1364 amino acids)
Source: RefSeq, a predicted model, not a curated record
CAGGAAACUCUUGUACCCGAUGGACGAGACUUGGAAUGUCUACAACUUUCGUUGCCAACCUUGGCUAUGUCUGCUGUCUACUAAAUCCCACCCUCUUCUAAAACAUAUCAAGUAUCUACGCAAACCAGCUGCUUGCCAGCAAUUUCUACUCCACUUUAUCCAUUCACCCAACAGUGUGUGGCAAAGAGUUUGACAUCGGCCUGACAACAGCCACGACAGCUUCAACUAUGGAGAAUGCUAAACUGUCCGUAAUGUUGAAUGCACAGCCUUCUACUGAUAUCCAGAGAAAUUCCAUUCAAACAAUCACGCUGAAUGUUGUCAACACUUUGCCUAUUCUAUCUGCUGGUUACUCUUCUGCCCCCAACAUCGUCUUGCAUGGGAAAUCAAAGAAUGUUGGGAAACAUGUGUGCAAGCACUGUGGUAGAGAUUGUUUGAAGCCCAGUGUCCUGGAGAAACACAUCCGCUCGCACACCGGCGAAAGACCAUUUCCAUGUGCAACUUGUGGCAUUUCAUUCAAAACUCAAAGCAAUCUGUACAAACAUCGAAGGACACAAACUCAUGUGAACAACAUCAAACUAAGCUCGGCCCCUAGCAUCGAUCUAAAAGGGCAAGUUGGUGAUCAAGUAGGAGACAAUUUAAUGGACAAUCUGAAACAUAUGACAGAGAAAGGCAUUGCUAUAGACACUGGACAGUCUACUCAACAUACCAGUUCAGACACCAGUUUCUCUUCACAGGAAAAUACUGGUUUAUCCUUCUUUACAAGUGAAGACAUGUCUGCCCAAGCUCUCAACUCUCAAUUGGUUCAUGGAAACUGUGAGAAGACUGGUCAGCUUUCAUCCAAAACAGCAAUUAUUUCACCCACUGUACCAAACCAGAAGAGGAUGCUAAAAAGUCAGAACUCUCCAUCUGGAAAUAGGCAGAUUCAGGUGCAACGACAGUAUGAGACUGGUGUAGAAAAGCAGUGGGAACGCAGUCCAUCUGAGUACAAAUUGAAAAAAUGUGAGAGCACAGACUCUGGGUAUUUGUCACAUUCAGACAGCGCUGAUCUGCAAAUGUUUUCAGGUAGCCCACUUCACAGUCUGAGUGAGUGCAGCCUUGAGUCUGAACAUGCCCUUAGCACUAGCUCACUUCAGGCUUCAAGCGAGGACUGUGACGAAAAAACACUGACUGGGAAGAAAACACUAGAAGAGCAUAUUACCAUGCUGAUUUCUCGAAACCAAGCCUUGGUAGAUGACUCUCACUUAGACAAUGUUCGUCCUCGUAAAACCACUUUAUCCAAACAAGGGAGCAUCGAUCUUCCAAUGCCCUACACCUUUAAAGACUCUUUUCAUUUUGACAUUAAAUCCCUUGAUGUGAACAGGAAGAAGGUUUCUCCGUGUCCUAACAGGUCUACCUUCAAUCCAGGAGAGAAAGGCAAACCUCUCUUUUUUCACUCUGUCCCUACUCAGUUCUCCACUACAAUGGAUAACAUAACCAUGACACGCUGCAACUCAUUGCCAUUUGUGGAAAGCUGUAGGUUAACACCAGAUAAACAAAAUUCUAAAUGCCAGUCCAUCGCAAAGCAACCAUUAGAUGCAAGUUUUGCGAGUCUAUUGCUAACCAGUACUGCUGCGGCCCACACAGUGGACUUUUCCAGGAGCCAUCCACGGGGGCUUGUUAGACAGACCGCUGUUGAUGAGGUACCGGUUAACCCUGCAGCUGAAUGCCAUUUUCCAGAGGUGAUAAAAAGCAAGAAGAAGCACUCGAGUGACCACCCUGCCUCGAAGUGCAAGGGAGCCAGUAAGAGAGGUGGCUCUAAAAAGACAAACAUGUUUUCUCAUGAAAAGUGGCAGAUGUAUGGGGAUGAAACAUUCAAAAAACUUUACCAAAACGUAGAGAAAAAUGAAAGUUCCAGAAAGGUGAAACAAGAAAUUGCAGAAACAACGAGUUUGGUUGUAAGUGAAAAUCUCACCAUUUCAACUUCAAAACACUUGUUUAAGAUUGCCUCAGGGGGUUUUAGGCAGGAACCCUCACUCCGAUAUGAACCACAGUCACCCAAUGGCCAUCAUCCUAAUUCUACAGAUCUCACCCAGGGAAGCAAAACAUUACACUCAGGAAUCAACUACAAACACUCAAUCCAAAAAGAUGUUAAAGUGUGUACCUCAGAAGAGAAACUGGUUGCUUAUCUCUCCUCUUCAAAAACUGAAUUUCCACAACCUCUUCUAAAGGAUCAGAGUGUUAGUGCCAGUUCCAGCUGUGUGGCAGUUGAAUUAAAAGAAGUAGAGUGCAAGUCGCCCUCAAAUACAGAAAAAUGUAUAAUUUCUGAAAAAUUACAUUCAGAAAGAAAGAAAUUUAAAGUGGCUGAGAUCAGAGAUAUACCAUCUGAUAGUAAUGCAAGUUGUUUAGAAACAGAUAGUGGUAAGGACAUUCAAAGGACAUUCUUCAAUAAAUACUCUUUGGACCAAUUGCAGAAAGCAAAGGUACAUUUGGGAGUAGAUGUCAGUGGUAGGACAGGUCUUGACACAUUUGCUAUUGAAGCAAGGGCCUCUCAAGUGUUGAAUGUGGGUAACGUGAAUACACUUUCUUCCAAUAUAAAAUGUAAUGCCCAGGGUUCAACUGUUCAUCUCUCCGGUAAGACCCACAGUUCAGGACAGUUUUCUUAUCAGUUUGUAGAGCCACCGACACCACCAAAUAAAAACAUAUUCUCGCCAAGGUAUGUUAUCAAAUUACAAAGUGAUGGACUGUCGUCUUCUGAUGUAUCUGCUAAACGGGACUGUGGUCAUAGAAUGUCUUUUGAAGAUACAGCAGUGCACUCCCUGGAUUCCGCACACUCAAAACAAUAUUUGAAUUCUGUGUCUGUAUUCUCAGCUCAGACUCAACCAGGGCAAACACUUCCUCCUCCAGAUCCAUUCAAGUUAAACCCUACCACUGAUUUCCUAAAUGCACCUUCUCUAAAUGCAUCACAUAUCUCCAAGAUGUCCUUCGAACAAGGGCCAAACUUGACCCAAUAUGAUGAGAGGCAUACUGGCUACCACAAUGAUUCAGAUGCAGAGAAAAUCACAGAUACACAGCAUAUAUUAGUAGAAAUGACAUCUGCUGUUGCAAAAAACAUUGAGGGAUUGCUGGAAACUUUAGAGGAUCAAUGUCCAGACAAGAUAGCACAGACACAACAUCAACUCAGCUUGUCUGGAUAUGUAAAAACCUCAUCAAAAAUGUAUUCAAAUGAAACACCAAACAUUAAGCCAGAAAUGGAAUCAGGAGGCUGUGAGCAUAAGCCCACCAGGCUGAUUACUGGCCAUUCUCAGGAGCUACAACUACACCUUUUGGAUAAUUCCCACCCUGGUCAGCUCUCCAGGUACCAGCUAGCAAAACCGAUAACCACUCAGGUUCGGGGAAUUGCAGGACAAGCCAUUAAACCCCUAGUGUUGAACUCAAGGAAUAGCAAAGACCUAACAACUGAGACCACUUUUUCAGUUUUAAAUACUGAGCCAAAUCCUACUUGGUGCUGGUUAAACAAAAGUGUUCCUCUCCCUGCAGAGCAGAAAGACAAGUCCUUUUCUGUUUACGCUUCAGUUACAUGCAACACCAUGGACCACAAGAGACCAGGAUCAGCGGUCCUGAUCCCGUUUCAAGAAGGGAGACCUGUUGGCAGCAUGACUCAGUUUAGAAGUGUGUCCUCUCUCUCCAGGGUGUCCCAAAGAGAUAUGGAUGCAUCAAGUGAAGGAAUAUGUGUGGAUCAGAAAACAUGCAAAGCUGGUAUUGUGCUGAAAAAGAUGGAUUUAGACAAUACACAGGUCAUGCCCAUGAGUUCCAGGAAUCAUGUAAUGACUAAAAGCAGGCACCAGAAAAGGUGUAGUGCAUUUCGCCAGUGUAAACGCCCCACGUGUUUGGCAAACAAACACACGGCGGGUGCAUGUCCGUUCUCUUCCGCCUCUCGUCAGAUGAUCAAUGCCAGAUCUGAGCGAGGUGACCACUACAAGAAAAGCGCUUCUUCAGAGUCAGGAAGAUCUUUCUCUAAGCAGACAAUGGCAGUAACGCCGGAGAGUGACUUGGGAGACAUUAAGGCUCCACGCCUCGCUGCAACCGGUGACAGAUCCCAGAGAGAGGAUAACUCCAGCACUGAGAAGGGAUUUGAAAGGGUUGGAGAAGAUCUUUUUUUGAAACCUCCAUCCUCCCUCUCUCCUGAAAUGGGACAAUCAAGGAGACUCAGCUUCAGGAAUACGAUGGAGAUAAAUCUCAGGAUCUGCUUACAUUGGAGAUCAAACAAGUUCACCAACAAAGUCUACAAGACUCUCCUCCUCAGAAAUAUGGACGCAGAGUUCUACAGAGAACAAAAUCCAUAG